AUGCCCAAAUAUGUGAAGUUCUUAAAGGAAACCCUUAGCCACAAUAGGAAGUUAGAGGACUUGGCGAUCGUGACCUUAAAUGAGGAGUGUUCAGCUAUACUUCAGAACAAAUUGCUAGAGAAGCGUGGUCCAUGGAGUUUUACUAUCCCUUGUGUGAUUGGUGAUUUGACAAUUAGUAAUGCUUUAGCUGACUUAGGAGCUAGGAUUAAUUUAAUGUCAUACAAUUUGUUUACCAAGUUGGGGUUGGGUGAGAUGAAACCCAUUAGGAUAAGCAUAGAGUUAGUUGAUAGGACUGUUAAGUAUUCUAGGGGUACUGUGGAGGAUGUACUUGUUAAGGUUGGCAAAUUUAUAUUUCCUAUUGACUUUAUGAUCAUGGACAUGGAUGGUGAGAGUAACAUACCUUUAAUUUUAGGUCGACCUUUCCUUGCAAUGUCUAGGGCUAUUAUAGAUGUUUGUGAUGGGAAGAUUAAACUUAUGGUAGGGGAUGAAAUUGUCACUUUUGAUUUGAAUAAUUCUAUGAGACAGUCCUUAGAUCAUGAUGAUACUAUAUUUUCUGUUGAUUUACUUGAUGAUGUUAUUGAUAUACAGUUGCAGGAAAUAUUGCUUAAUGAUCCCUUACGAGUUGCCUUGCAGGCAGAGGAUGAGCAUGAGCUAUCCAAUGAGAGUGUGUUGGAGCAGCUUGCAUUUUUGUUAGCUAAUGAACCAAGCAAGAAUACUGAUAAGUUUAUUGAGAUUGACAGGGUAGGUGCAGAAAUUGAGGCUGCCAUUAUAGGAACAACAAGUCCUUGA
Molecule: messenger RNA, 789 nt
Organism: Ricinus communis (castor bean)
Lineage: Eukaryota; Viridiplantae; Streptophyta; Magnoliopsida; Malpighiales; Euphorbiaceae
Exons: 1
Coding region: 1-789 (262 amino acids)
Source: RefSeq, a predicted model, not a curated record